AUCCUCCUCUCGUCUUCCGCAAGACACCCGCGCGCGCCCAACACCGGCGUCCGGGCGUCCGCCUUGUCAAGGGACCACCGCCGGCGCGGAUACAUGACCAUCCUGAUAGGGUUGCGAUCGGCGGCGACGGAAACGCCGCUUGAUGGCGGAUCAGCGACCUGCGGUAAGCCAUAAUUUUCUUGAGUUGAGGAACAAUUCGAAGAUCUUUAUCGCGACUUCACAGGCCCUAAGGAAAAAAGAGGAGGCUGUUCUUCUUGCGGUGCAAUUACGCAACAAUUUUUUUGCUUUUAUUUCUUGGUCGAGAGGGAUCUAUCAAACAAUCAAUUCAUGGGUCCAAUACUUGCCAAGUCCAUGGUCUUUAUUACCGGCCUUCUUCAGAAAUUUGUUAAACAGCAUCGCUCUCUGUGUCCCAAUGGAGGGACGACCGCCACGCCGGCUGUUCCUGCGCCAUGCGUUGGGGGGAGACCUGUUCCAAGGUUGUGCAGGUACGACGCCAUAAUGAGCAAGAAAAGGACGAGCGAAGAGGAGAUAACGAUGAGCUCCAACACGUUUGGGGUGAAACAAGCAUCCAAGCCUAAUCGAGGGUAGCAUGAUGGACCCUUCGCAUGUGAAUUUCUUGGAUCUUGACUUUUCUUCGGUCCCAACAAGUCUACGCUUCGAAUAUUAGUGCUACCGACAGAGCUUGCCUGGGAGACUCCAGCGUUAUCCGGAGAGGUGGACGCAAUGUCGGCUCUCUUCAUCUUCUUCGGCUUCUUCUGCUCUAUUUUGGCUGCAAGAAUUUUAGUUCACGCCCAGCAAGGUUUCAUAACCAUUGAUUGUGGCCUUGAUGCAAAUACUAGCUAUAAAGAUAAUCUCACAGGAAUAGAAUAUGUUUCUGAUGCAGCAUACAUUGAUACAGGAGAAAAUCAUAAUAUUUCUAGUGAUUAUCUACCCAAUGCAGACGCAGUUCAGAACACGAACCUGAGAAGCUUUUCUGAUAACACUCGAAACUGCUAUACUCUGAAGCCCGUCCUCCAGGGGAACAAGUAUAUGAUCAGAGCUGCAUUCAUGUAUGGAAAUUAUGACGGCAAGAAUCGGAUACCACGGUUUAACAUUUACAUAGGGGCAAAUCUUUGGGAUACCUUUAAGUUUGAAACUGCAUCUGCAGUUUAUGGGGCAGAGACUAUGAUUGUUGCUUCAGCAGAUUUUAUAUCAGUAUGCCUUGUCGGCAUUGGAGACGGGGCACCAUUUAUAUCAUCAUUGGCUCUAAGGUUUCUGGGUGGACUUUACAGUGUUCUCAACACAUCAAAUUUCCUUUUCAACCCUGUACGGUAUGACCUGGGGUCAGUCACUAAUCGUUCAAUCAGGUAUCCAUUUGAUCAUUAUGAUCGCAUGUGGACUCCUGACAACCGCUUACCUUCGAAGUCAUCGCUUUUGUCGCGGAAUACUUCCUCGAAUAUCAGUAGCUCGCAAGACGAUGGCUUUCGAGUUCCAAUAAGAGUCAUGAGAACUUUUGUCACACCAUCUAAUGGCUCCAACAUAAAUAUCCCUUGGGAUAUGACUCCUGACCCUACAAUACAACAACACAUUGUUCUGCACUUGGCAGAGAUCCAGUUGCUUAGGAGCAACGAAUCGCGGAUAUUUGACAUCUUCUUGAAUGAAAAAUUGUGGUAUGGAGCUUUCAGCCCUCGAUACUUGCAGACAGAUCAUAUAUUCACCACAGAGCCUAUAAAUCAAAGAUCCAACAUGAUUAGAAUAUCAAAGGCAGCCAAUUCCACCCUUCCGCCAAUUUUGAAUGCGAUAGAAGUCUACCAAGUGAAGAGCUUCUCAGAGUUGGCUACAGAUAAUGGAGAUGUUGAUGCAAUCACGGAUGUGAAGAAAACAUACCACAUAGAGAAAAAUUGGAUAGGGGAUCCGUGUAGUACAAGAAAUUACACUUGGGAAGGACUGGGUUGCAGUUACGAUAGCUCCAUGUCACGAAGAAUUGUAAAUCUUAGCUUGGCUGAUUAUGGAUUGUCUGGAAAAAUUGCUGCUUCUUUUGCGAAGCUUGGAGCUUUGAUAUACUUGAACUUAGCAAAUAAUAAUCUGUCAGGAGAAAUACCUGAAGCACUUGGAGAAUUACAUUUUCUACAAGAACUAGACUUGUCGAACAACCAACUGAAAGGGCCGGUUCCUACUCUUCUUCAAAUAAGAUCAGAAAACCAGUCUCUUAUAUUAAGAAUUGGGGGCAAUUCUGGUCUUUGUUAUGGAAGCAAUUCAUGUCAGAGUCAACGGAAGUUAUCAGUCACCAUCAUCAUUGUUAUAGUGGUAAUUGCAGCAGCAUUCCUGCUGAUGGUGGCAGCAUGUAUGUGGAAAAUUAGGCGGAAGCAAGCAGGUUCUUUGAAGCCACAGAAGGAAGGUCACUCCAGAGGACAUCUAAAAGAUAAAAAUGAGCUAUUUGAAUUAAAAAGUAGACAAUUCACAUUUGAAGAUCUUGUGGUUAUUACCAAAAGCUUUCAGCAUGCCAUUGGUAAAGGAGGAUUUGGGAUAGUUUACCUUGGUGAAUUACAAGAUGGAACUCAAGUUGCUGUCAAGGGAGAACUCUUGACAAGGAUACAUCAUAAGAAUCUUGUGUCUUUGGUUGGAUAUUGUGAAGAUGGCAACUAUCUAGCGCUUGUCUACGAGUAUAUGGCCCAAGGAAGUCUUGAGGAUCAUCUUCGAGGUAAAAGUAGUACCACCAGAAUCUUAAACUGGAUUCAGAGACUCCAAAUUGCAAUUGAGGCUGCCCAAGGCCUGGAAUAUCUUCAUAGUGGAUGCAAGCCGCCUAUAAUCCACAGGGAUGUGAAGCCUUCCAACAUCCUUCUCAACCACAAAGGAGAGGCCAAAAUAUCCGACUUUGGGGUGUCCAGGAUUUUCCAAGGUGACCAAACUCAUGUAUCAACUGCUGUGGUUGGCACCAUGGGAUAUCUUGAUCCAGAUUACUUUUUCAGUUGCAAGCUGACCGAGAAAAGUGAUGUAUAUAGUUUUGGGGUGGUUCUCUUGGAGUUGAUCACAGGUCUUCCUGCUAUAUUGAGAAAUCCAGAUAGGGGGCAACUCGUUCACUGGAUACUUGCAUCGGGAGACAUCAACGCUGUGAUAGAUGACAGAAUGCAAGGUGAAUAUGAUGCUAACUCAGUUUCAAUGGCUGCAGAAAUAGCAAUGAAGUGUACGCUGCCUACCUCCAUUGAGAGGCCAACCAUGAGUGAAGUGGUGAUGCAGUUGAAGGAAUGCCUGGCACUGGAGCUUUUUUCUGGCACCACCCAGAUCCAUGACACAUCCGAAAUUCGCACAAACUGUGAUGAUUCGGUCGAGUUAUCUUCCUCAACGACGACUACGAACCGUCGUCAAAAUGAUGACUCAGAAUUGUCUUCUGCAGGAAUCACCACCAGCUAUUAUCAAAAUGAGUCUGCUGUGUCCCAAACCGCAGCUUUGCUUCACCAGGGAUGCGAUUUCAGUAAGUAUUGAUGACACAGUUAUCUACAGAUCCAGUGACUCUUUUGAAUCGCAUGGUGCAAAAAGAAGCCUUUUCUCAUCAGUUGACUUGUGAUUGUGUUGACACUUGUUCAUCAACCUACUUAAAUUCAAAGAUGCCAAUUGUUUGUUGAAUGAAACCAACGAAGAAAAAUCAUGUUUUUUCUGA
Molecule: messenger RNA, 3637 nt
Organism: Musa acuminata AAA Group (dessert banana)
Lineage: Eukaryota; Viridiplantae; Streptophyta; Magnoliopsida; Zingiberales; Musaceae
Product: probable LRR receptor-like serine/threonine-protein kinase At1g05700
Exons: 13
Coding region: 724-3462 (912 amino acids)
Biological process (GO): protein phosphorylation
Molecular function (GO): protein kinase activity; protein binding; ATP binding
Source: RefSeq, a predicted model, not a curated record